Messenger RNA from Chinchilla lanigera (long-tailed chinchilla), 3073 nucleotides. RefSeq names its product solute carrier family 2 (facilitated glucose transporter), member 13 (gene Slc2a13). Lineage: Eukaryota; Metazoa; Chordata; Mammalia; Rodentia; Chinchillidae. The record is from RefSeq and is a predicted model, not a curated record. Gene Ontology annotation, cellular component: membrane. Bases 1 to 1539 code for a protein of 512 amino acids. Gene Ontology annotation, molecular function: myo-inositol:proton symporter activity. The transcript is spliced from 10 exons. Gene Ontology annotation, biological process: transmembrane transport.
AUGGUCACUCCCUUUAAGACUGGCUGUGGGACUCUGCCAGGUUUAAAUUCUGAUUCUUCAGCUUAUUGUAUGCCCAGGGGUAAGGUGCUUCCCUGUGAAAUGGGGACAGUUACUGCCUGUACGAGGAAUGUGCUGAGGAUUGAACAAGGCAUUGCUUCUAUGACAGUGCCAGUGUACAUUGCAGAAGUCUCACCACCUAACUUACGAGGCCGAUUAGUCACCAUUAACACCCUCUUCAUCACAGGAGGGCAGUUCUUUGCCAGUGUUGUUGAUGGAGCCUUCAGUUAUCUCCAGAAGGAUGGAUGGAGGUACAUGUUGGGACUUGCAGCAAUCCCUGCAGUUAUACAGUUUUUUGGUUUUCUCUUCUUGCCUGAAAGUCCUCGAUGGCUUAUUCAGAAAGGACAGACUCAGAAGGCCCGUAGAAUUUUGUCUCAAAUGCGUGGUAACCAGACCAUUGAUGAGGAGUACGAUAGCAUCAAAAACAACAUUGAAGAAGAGGAAAAGGAGGUUGGCUCAGCUGGACCUGUGAUCUGCAGAAUGCUGACUUAUCCCCCAACUCGCCGAGCUUUAAUUGUGGGUUGUGGCCUACAAAUGUUCCAACAGCUCUCAGGCAUUAACACCAUCAUGUACUACAGUGCAACCAUCCUGCAGAUGUCGGGUGUGGAAGAUGAUAGACUCGCAAUAUGGCUGGCUUCGGUGACAGCUUUCACAAACUUCAUUUUCACCCUUGUGGGAGUGUGGCUUGUUGAGAAAGUGGGCCGCAGGAAGCUUACCUUUGGGAGUUUAGCAGGUACCACUGUAGCCCUUGUUAUUCUUGCCUUGGGAUUUCUGCUCUCAGCCCAGGUUUCCCCACAUAUCACUUUCAAGCCAGUAGCUCCAUCGGGUCAAAAUGCUACUUGCACGAGAUACAGUUACUGUAAUGAAUGCAUGUUGGAUCCAAACUGUGGUUUCUGCUACAAGAUGAACGAAUCAGCCGUCAUUGACUCCUCCUGUGUUCCAGUGAAUAAAGCAUCUACCACCGAGGCAGCCUGGGGCAGGUGUGAAAAUGAAACCAAGUUCAAAACAGAAGAAGUAUUUUGGGCUUACAAUUUCUGUCCUACUCCUUACUCCUGGACGGCACUUCUGGGCCUUAUUUUGUAUCUUGUUUUCUUUGCGCCUGGGAUGGGACCCAUGCCUUGGACGGUGAAUUCAGAAAUAUAUCCCCUCUGGGCAAGAAGUACAGGAAAUGCGUGUUCGUCGGGGAUAAACUGGAUUUUCAAUGUUUUGGUUUCCCUGACAUUUUUACACACAGCAGAAUAUCUUACGUACUAUGGAGCCUUCUUCCUCUAUGCUGGAUUUGCAGCCGUGGGACUUCUUUUCAUCUAUGGCUGUCUUCCUGAAACCAAAGGGAAGAAGUUAGAGGAAAUUGAAUCGCUCUUUGACAACAGGCUAUGCACAUGUGGUACUUCAGAUUCUGAUGAAGGAAGAUACAUCGAGUACAUUCGGGUGAAGGGAAGUAACUAUCAUCUGUCUGACAACGAUGCUUCUGAUGUGGAAUAAUGUAGUCCCCCAAAUAAUCGUAGGAGGAAGGCAGCGGUCGGUAACCCUGCUGCCCUCCUCCCAAGGUAGUCCUUCCCGGUCUCGUUCUGAAUGACUUUCAUGUUCUAGAAUAUUUGGCAAGAAAUGCAGCCUUGAUAUUUUUUCACAAACAAAAAUGUAAAAAAAAAAAAAAUCAGAUUUUAAUGUAACAAAUCUGAAGCAAAUGUAACUCCCUCCUGAGAAAGUCUGAAAUGAGUUCUGUACCCAGUAACUUCAGUGGUACCCUUUUUUCCAAGAACAUACAUAAUCAGUGGCAAGAGGGUCCUUGCUAAUCUAACCAAAAUACUAUGUAUUUAUGAAGGAUUCUGAGUUGGUCCACGGGUGUUUUAUGUCAAAACAAGGCCUAUUCACCCUAAUUUUUUCAAACGACUAGUAGUUUAUCUGUGGUCAGCUGAUAGAAAAUAAAUUCCAUUUCAACUUUCAUCAACAAAUUCAGAAGUACGUUCUAUAAGAGUACAGCUGCCCUUAUGUCCUUAGCUUGCACAUUUUGGGUUCUGUACGCAUUUCAGAUAUUGAAAGUUCUUCAGAGACUGACUGACUCCACACAGAACCUUGUGAACAUGAUUAAAAGCAGGUCUUUUAGGGAUUAUUUUCAUACCUUCUUUGCAUCAGUGAUAAGCAUAUUUGCACAGAGAAGCUUGCAAGUUUUGAUAAGUAUAUUUUAUUGUCAGAGAAAGAAAGAAAAGAUUUUUAUAGAUCCCUAAUUCAUCAGAACUGCAAUUGUAAAUGCAAAAUGCCAGGUUUUUAACUGUAUUUCAGGGUCAGUUUUUGUUCAUGCCAAACUCACAUCUUCAUUGGCUCUGGAGUCCUACACUCUUUGUGCCUUCAUUGGUGUUCUAUAAAUAGCUGCUAGCAUGUUGUCAUUCCCUUUCUUUUAAUCAAACAGUAAUUUCUGAAACAAGAGAGGAAGGAAAUCAGUGGCAGAAAUAGUCCUGCUGUUAGUGAUGUUUAAUUAAAAUCAUGGGACUUAUUUUUCCUUAACUUUUUAUUAACUCCUGCUAAGGAAACUGUCACAUUUUAUUGUGUAUGUCCUUUUUUACUCUAAGAAUAUAGACUAGUUUUUAUUUUGCACAUCUUUUUUUCAUUUUCCCUGACAGUUUACCAAAAAUCAAAGACACUUAGAUUUGUCUCUGUGUUUUUUCUUUAUCCCAUGUUGGUUUGGUUUUCCUGGUCUAAAAAUUGAGAUUUUUCUGUGGGAACAUAAAUGGUUCUAAUAUAUAUCAUGUCUGUAAGAAAUGCUAACUUAAUGAAAAGAUAUUUCUGUACUGUAUUUUUCAAAGUGUUUUCUCUGAUUUCUAUGUAUAUUCAUCCAUAAAUGCUUAAUUAUUGCCCUUCUAUUAAGAACUGUAGAAUACAUACAAAAUUACUUGCUCACAUAGUGAGUUUAUUAAAAAUAUGAAUAAAUCAUCUGCAGCUAGUUACAAAUACAUCUACUGGUGUACUAUAUUUGGGGCGAAAAGGUGGCUCUCAAUAAAUUCAAAGUAUUUCUGCCAGA